AUCUAAAGGUUCAUCCCAACGAGUCGAGAUGUUCUUCAGCUGCUUCCUACUGCUCUUGGCAACUAAUGUCCUGUCUGCAGGACGAGUACCCCAACCGGAAGAACGCAUUAUCGGUGGAGAUUACAUUAAAAUCGAACAGGCUCCCUGGCAGGUUUCCUUACAAAUCUUUGGACAACAUGCUUGUGGUGGCUCCAUUUACAGCAAAGAUAUUAUUAUCACUGCUGCACAUUGCCGUUUUACAAGCGAAGGAGUACGACUUGGGGCUGAGAUCUUUACCGUUCGAGUCGGAUCAACACUAAACAAUAUCGGCGGAAGAGUUGUCCAAGUUGCGGCCAUUAAAUCCCACGAAUCUUUUAUUAUUACUGGAACUCACAACGAUAUUGCCGUGAUGCGAUUGAGUGAGCCACUUGAGUUUACCAACGCAGUACAACCGAUUUCUUGGGCCGAGGAGAAUCCUGCUCUUGGAACGUUCGCAUUCAUAUCUGGCUGGGGAGCAAUUUUAGCUGAGCCUAAUUUUGCGAUUCACCCUAUUAAGCCGAUGCUUACACUUUCUACACAUCUUAAAGGCGUAGAGGUGCAGAUCAAUGUGGGAAGCUUCGCUGGAACAACAUAUCCUAUAGCUCCUGAUUUAAUUCACGCCGGAUAUAUUUGGCAAACUACAUGUGCUGGCGACUCUGGUGGUCCUCUGGUUGUUAACCAACAACUUGUGGCUGUCGUCGCCGAAGGCCCGAAAUAUUGCAACGGGACUUCAAUUUACACCAGUGUUCCUUACUUCCGAGAAUGGAUCUUAAAUGCCAUUGAAUCUAUUGAAUAAAAUGUAAAAAGCUAUAAAAAAUAAAUAGAAAUUCUAUAGCAAAA
Messenger RNA from Drosophila biarmipes, 858 nucleotides. RefSeq names its product trypsin alpha-like. The record is from RefSeq and is a predicted model, not a curated record. The coding region runs from base 29 to 814 and encodes 261 amino acids. The transcript has a single exon. Gene Ontology annotation, biological process: proteolysis. Lineage: Eukaryota; Metazoa; Arthropoda; Insecta; Diptera; Drosophilidae. Gene Ontology annotation, molecular function: serine-type endopeptidase activity.